Messenger RNA from Macadamia integrifolia, 1428 nucleotides. Its product is annotated as pentatricopeptide repeat-containing protein At2g29760, chloroplastic-like. Lineage: Eukaryota; Viridiplantae; Streptophyta; Magnoliopsida; Proteales; Proteaceae. The transcript has a single exon. The record is from RefSeq and is a predicted model, not a curated record. Gene Ontology annotation, molecular function: protein binding; RNA binding. Gene Ontology annotation, biological process: RNA modification. The coding region runs from base 1 to 1428 and encodes 475 amino acids.
AUGGUGACCGUUAUCUUUCCCGCUAAAUCAAUUGCAAACGCGAAACAGCCCCCAAUUGACCAACCAUCAAAAACCCGAAGCCCGGCCGAUUCUCUUCUCUUUUACCAUCAAACUGUAAGCGAAGGACGCUUUCCCAAUAAACGCACACUUACCUCAGCCAUUAAAGCCUGCACAUUCGUCCUCGCGGUGAUAGAAGGCAAAGCCAUCCACGCCCAAAUCAUUAAAAAUGAAUCCAAUGCCGAUAGGUUCCUCGCUAGUGCUCUCGUUUCCUUUUACUCUGCUUGUGGUGAGUUGAACUCAGCUCGACAAGUGUUUGAUGAGAUCAGUGAGAAAGACACUACACUACGAACCACCAUGAUGGUGGCCUAUGUACAAAAUGGUGCUGCUGAUAUGGCUCGUUGUCUGUUCGAUGAAAUGCCCGAUAGAGAUGUUGCUUCAUGGAAUGCCAUGUUAAGUGGGUAUGCACAAAACGGAAUGCCUAGGGAUGCAAUCCAACUGUUUCGGGCUAUGCAAAUUAGCAACUGUAGGCCUAAUGAUAUCACACUAGUAAGUACCCUUUCUGCGUGUUCUCAAUUGGGCUGUCUGUCUCUGGGAGCAUGGAUUCAUGCCUAUAUCAUCAGAAGCGGUUACAUUAGCUUUACUUCGACUUUGACUAAUUCACUCAUCCAUAUGUAUGCAAAGUGUGGUCGAUUGGAUAUUGCUUAUGAUGUCUUUGCUGAGAAUGGGCCUAGGAAUUUAGAAACUUGGAAUACUAUGUUGACCAGUUUUGCUAUCCAUGGAUGUGGUGUGUGUGCUCUGUCUCUUUUCUGUCAGAUGAUGAAGAUGGGUUUAAUGCCUGAUAGGAUUACUUUUCUUGCAAUUUUGAUGGCUUGUAGUCAUUGUGGUAUGAUAGAUCACGCCUAUAAAUGUUUUGACUGCAUGUGCCGAGUUUAUGGUGUUGAACCUCAGGCUGAGUAUUAUGGUUGUUUGGUAGAUGUUCUUGCCCGUAGCGGCCUUUUAGUGGAGGCAAUGAUGGUCGUGGAAGAAAUGCCCUUUGAACCUGAUAUCAGUGUAUGGGGUGCUGUACUAGGUGGUUGCUUGACUCAUGGAAAUUACAAACUGGGCAUACGCGCUGCGAAUCACCUUCUGGAGCAAGAACCAUAUGAAGAGGCUCGUUACAUAGCCCUGUCCAAUCUUUAUGCCAUGGCUGGGAAACUUGAGGAAGCUGUCAAGGUGAGGAAGGUGAUGAGAGAUGCAGGGAUCAAGAAGAUCUCUGGAAGUAGUUCAAUUGAAGUUGAUGGUUGUAUUCAUGAUUUCUUAUCUGGGGAUAGAUCACAUUGUCGGUCAAUGGAGAUAUACUCCAUGGUUGAGAUAAUCGAUAGAUCACUUGAAUUGGAAAAUAGCAGAAGUCUUUUGAAUACAGAGGAUUAUAAAAUAUCAAGUAGAUAA